Molecule: messenger RNA, 11675 nt
Organism: Schistosoma intercalatum
Lineage: Eukaryota; Metazoa; Platyhelminthes; Trematoda; Strigeidida; Schistosomatidae
Source: the annotation of a GenBank genome assembly
GAAACUUGCUGCAGCUCAUUGUUUGAGAAGGCUAGCAGUCGCUUUACACAGUGCACAAAAACAAAAUUGUCUUUCUAUUCGAGGACACUUAGUUAAGUUGGAACGUCUUCUCUAUGAAAAUAUUGAGAAGCCCGACCCCCUGAGUCGUUUAGUUGCUGUCAACUUUGCCGGUCUAAUAUAUCCAUCUGAUCACAUCCCUACGAGGUAUCUUAUACUGCAGGCAUUGGGCGACAAGGAUCCCCGCGUAAGAGCUGAAGCAUGCGUGGCUUUCGAACAGUUUCUUGACCCUAAUAUUAUUCAUGACAUCGUCUAUGGGCGCGUUAAACUACCAUCUUUCGUUGAAUUUGUUAAUCAUGUGAGUCGUAUACAAAAUAACAUACAUAUAUGAGUUAUUUAGGAAACAUUUUAACAUCAGAACGCUGUUACUUGGACCGAUGCACAUAUGUGCCUGGUCCUAUGUUGUAGCUGACUGACUGACUUGAGAACAAUUCAUUGUUAAGAAGUAUUUGGUUGACGUUAUUUCUUGAUGCAUAACUUUCUACCACAUGAAGCACAGUUCCACCGAGCCUAGAAGUAGGAAUCGACAAUCGACUCGUGUUAUGGUGUGGUCAUAAUUUAUAAAGGCUUUCUAGCUGACUAUUUAGUUCUAUACCACGGUUUUCUUCCUUUUCGAAGUGACUGGUUGGGGAAUUUUGGUGAACGUUUCUCAUAAAUUGUGAGAUUCUGUUUAAUGUGUUCAACCCUUAAAUAUAACUUACGAGUAAAGAAUUUGGCGUCUAUUAAAGUCGAUUUCCAUUAGUUUAUAUUAUUCAGUGUGAAAUCAGCUCAUAAACUUUCAGUACAUUUUUACUACUAUUUCCAAUCAGUAAUAAAUUCUCAGUUUACAAAUUCUAAUAAUUAUGGUCGAUAUAUAAUUGAUUAACUUAAAUGUAUUUUUGGUUAAUAUACUGGGGUCAUCGUCAAAAAGCCUCAACUAUUGAACUAGUCUCUUUACUUUAGCUAACGGGAUAAUUAAAAAGAGAAUAGAAGCAGUCGCGUUCAUUGUACGAAAAUCAGUAUUGCAAAACAUUAUUAUAACGCACGAACAUAUCACAUUCAUCAUAGUUGGUUUGAACUAUGAAAGCGUCACUCUUAUAAUGACAAUAAAAUUCUAAUUCGCUUAUCACAACUCGAAAGGGUGUUUAAUUUGUUUCUCAAAAUAGUACCCUAGUUUACACUUUCUGAUAUACUGGGUUCUGACGAGAAGAAACGAUGUCGUAUGCUUUAUAACUGAUAAUUAUAAGCUAUUAAUAUAUUCCUUCUCCGUAAUUAUACUGUCGAUAUCUCACGAACUGCAUCUCCGAAUGAAAUCACGAGACUUAUAUGCUGUGAUGACAUCUUAUUUGAUGUAACUAAUUUUACGUUUUCCUUACAACAGUUUAUUUAUACAAUGGUGAUGCUUUGGUGAAUGAUGUCGAAAAAUGUUUACGAAUAAUUUGUUUUCCCUAAAAUUUCUGUCUUUACUUUUAGGAUACUCAACAUUCACGUAAAAACCCGUUUGUUGAAGUGGAACGUCUGAUUCCGGUAAAUAUCGUAUUUCUGGAAUUUUCAUUGUAAUAAUCUGAAGUUUGGUUGUGUUGUACAACUAUACAUGGUUCUUUAUGAUCAAAGAUUCACAGUUGAAAGAAAUAUUAACUGGAUUAACUGUGUUUAUCGAUAACCUGUGAAGAAUAUAUUACCAAAAUAUUUUAGUAUCUCUGGUUCGCAUCUGUUUAAGAGUUUCAGUUGUGAUAACAAGAAAUAAAUGAAGUUCAACUCAUAAUUUAUGGUAUUUAACAUUCAGUUAGGGAUGGUCUGAUGCCUUUAGUUUUACCAUUCUUCAACCGUCCUGUCUGGCGUGGUAGGGCCUUAUGCAAUGAUUGUUCCAGUCAGUGUAGCCUGAUUGGUCCAUCAUGUUAAGUGGCAUCAGUGCUUGAAGUCACUGACUUCUAGUCUGAGCCAUGUUGGUAGAUGUAGACUACUUGGUUUUGGUCCGCGUGACUAUCGCAACCAACGGUUGGAGACUCUUGGUGACAUGACUCAGAAUUGAUCACAGUGGUAUAGGUGUAUACACUCUUUGUCUUCCCUUAAACUUUGAGUUUAAAAUUGCUUCAUAUCUUUCUUUCUACGAACAAAUUCUUUCUUCCUGUAAUAUAUCCUCAUACACAAUCUUUCUUUUAUAUAUUGAUAUCAUUGAAGUAACUACUUCUACGAAUUUAUUGUUGAUCUUGUUGUGCUAAUGAGGUAUGGCAACUUGGACCGAUGCAUGUAUGUGCCUGGUGCUACGUUUUAGCUGACUGACUGAUUGUAAUCAGUCGCAAUCACAAUAAGGUGGGUUUUCCGCCACCCAACUUCCCCAACUUCGAAGUGUGACAGUUACGAAGAUCAAUACCUGGAAUCGUUAUCUCUCAAUUUAAACUUAUUUUAUGGAUUGAUGUGAUUUCGUGGUCUCCGCAACGACGGAUUUCUCUAACAUAUUUCUGAUCUAAACACCGCUCUCACUGGUGUCACUCACAUCUCAUUGUACAAACUCGUUAGUUUUAUAACCUCCGGAAUAUUCAACUUUUACCACAAUACACUUUGCCCAUUACUUAAAAUAUUCGUGGAAAGCUUCUGUUUUGUUUUUCGGGGGACGAAGAGAAAUGCCAGAGCACAGUUCUAGUGAUUGAGAACAAUAAUCUAGUAUAGUGAUCGAACAACCCAAAAUUUUGUAAUAUUAGUGUUUUUUAUCUUGGUUUGCGAGUUUACUAAACGGGGCAGAGAAAUUACAAUUUUUAUAAGUAAGUAAAUAAACAAUCAAGUCCAAAUUCUUCCACGAUGAUAAGUGUUCACUUUUAACGUCAUAUGUUGUUUGCUGGGUUGUGUGCAUUACUUAGAGUUCUGGUAGCUUAAUUCGCGUAUUUACCGUGCAGAACAUAUAUAUUUCACUAAUCACCAUAUAUUGAUUCUUGUAGGUGGUUCAGUUUAUUCGCUUAUGCUUGUUGGCAACCCAUGGUGGUUUAACACCUGCACAGGAGGCUGGGCUUACUUACGAAACGGAAGAAGAGGUUCGAUAUUUGAUUAACCAAACUGUAAGGUACUUUCUUUCUGCUGGAAACUUGACGACAACCGUAUCUCAAACCCCUCUUUCAGUUAACAACACAACAACCGUAUCUACAACUUCAACGAGUACCUCUAUUUCCACUGGUGCGAAUGUUCCAGUUAUCAAUCCUGAACAAGCGAAACGCAGUAUCGACACUUAUUUUCGUCUUAUUCAAGUGGUUAUUUUCACGCGAUCGCAGCACACUAAAGAUUGUUAGUUUUAUUUUAUUUUCAUCUCACCUAAUUUUCUGAAAAAUAUCUGAAUUUAUUUUGCAAACGAAAUAUCACAAAUCAUCUAUACUCUUGUGAAUAUUAAGAAAAACUUCUCAACAGGCAAUACUUCCUGUACAUAUAAAAAAGCAUUACACUAUAUUAUCACCUGUAAAUUAAGCCGAAAUUUAUCGUUGUUAUGAUAGGGUGUUAACAACUCCAAAAGUAUACAUGAAUGUCAUUCCCCCUAAUGUUGUUAAGGUUUUACAUUCGAAUUUAGAUACUAGUAGUAGAAAAAAUAAUUAGUGUUUGAUGUAUUAAUCAAGUCAGUAUCAGGCAACCUAAGAAAUAAAACAACCAUUCAUAAUUUGCAUCAGGCAAGCAAAGCAAAACUGUAAGACCGAGAGUUGAUGAAAGACCUCGCAAAAGAAUUCUUUAAGUGAAAAUUUGGUGGUAAUAUAAUGCACGGCAUAUGUUAUACUACUAGCGACACCGUGGUGUAUCACACAAAAUCUCUCGCAAAAGACAAUUAUUAUUUCAUCAAGCCCCUGAUUUCGAGUUCUAAUACUCCUCAAUCCACUUCUGUACUUCAGUAGCUGUUUGCUGCGUAUUACAAUUAUGCACCAGACUCUUGUGAUUUUCUCCUUGGUAAUCGUCAUUAAAUUUUUAUCUUAAAUAAGCAGAUUCCUAAAUCUGUGAUAUAUAUAAAUGCAAAUAAUCCGUAGAUAUGCAGCAACAGUUGCUUGAGUGUUUUAUCUUGGUUUUAUUCAAAACCAGGUUAUAAAACUUGUUCUUAUUUUCCUUAAAUCUUACAGCUCCAGAUUUCCCAAAUUAUCUAGAAGAGGUUUUGGUUGGCAAUACCAAAGAAUUGAUUACUUGUAAUAAGCAACUUUUUGAUCGUAUGAAUGUGAGUUUCCUUAAUAUAUAUCGAAUAAAAAUAAGUAAUCAUUUUUUACCGGCGUACUACAAUUUAUCUUCUCGUCAAAUAUUUUUCUACUUGUUUACAAACCAACUUCUUUGUUUUCAAGUACUUGUUUUUUUAAAAAUGACUGCCUCCAAACCUAAUUUUACCUGCUCUCAGAGAUUUUAAGUUUUUCUAUCGUCCAACACACUGAAAAUAUUCAAAAUCUCUAAUAAGCCAAAUUUUGACAGUUCGUAAUGUUACGUUUUUAAGCUUAUGGUGAUUCCAAACAUCGAUCAUUUGGACGAACCGGAUGACUGAUACACAACAUUUAAACAACAAUCUCUCACACAAUUUAAGAGAAAUAGAUCAGGAUUUCUGAAAAUGGUCCUAGUAUGCAAAGAAGUGAAAAUUUUUGUAGAACUUUUCCUAUACAAUAGCAAAUCUGAACCGGAUACACGAAAAAAUAGCAAACGAAGUGUUAGAACAGCUAAUCAGAUAGCAUAAGACCCAGUGAGGAUAUAAAAUAAAAUAGGUUACUUUGGGCGUCCCUACGUAUUUGAGCUGUCGUUUUUCGAAAUGUUAAUGAAACAGAUAUUUUAGAUUAAAUAAAUACUUUUGGUUUUUGAAAUAAGUUCAUUGCAUUUGAAAUCUUACGGUAUUUCUUCUCUUAAGUUUGUCAAUUUUUUCAAUUUACACUCUCUCUUUCACUGCUUUGCAUUUUUGUUGGUAACAUCUAAAAUUUAAAAGCAUCAAGGAAAGUGUUUAGUGGUUAUGUUGAGUUCUUCUGGCUGAUCUUCACUGAGUUUUCUGUGUUGUAGGUUCUAACACUCCACUCAUAUUUUUCCUUUCAUAAUUACCUCUAAAGGUUUUCUACGCACUGACACAUUUUACGCAUGCUUGAUUUCUGUUACAUCCGCAAACACUGAUUCAUCAGUCUAAUAUAAAAUAUCAUCUGGUUGUCUUUGCUCCUGACUGGUCUCAGUAUGCAGUUUAUUGUUCGAUGCAUUCGUCCCAUUAAUUCCUCUCCUAACGAUUUCUGUUGUACUGGGUACUCUUGUAAAUGAAUAGGAUACACUGAAUUAUCUCUGCUAGAGCAUGUUCCCUUUUUUAAUCAAAUCUGCUCCUUGAACUGUCCACAAGUCUUUGAAUCUUUCCAUUAGAUUAUGGAUGGUAUAGUAGUGUGCGAAUAUAAUUUUCAGUGGUGCGUUAACAAAAAUCAGUGUACCAUUUGGACUUAAAUUCGAAACCAUCCUCAAUAAUCACUUUCUUUGGAGUUCUGCGGUAUUACGAGCAUACGUCUAGCACAAAAUCAUGUACUUCUGUUAUAGAACUGACAAAAUUGAGGUGUAUUGUGACUCAUGAAUAUUCUGAAUCUUUCGGUGGGUUCCUUGAUCUGCGUUGAUGCUCCUCACAUUUUCACUAUUUGUUUAUUCUGUGCAUCUAUUUUCGGUUAUUAUGCGUAACUGAAUUCAGUCGAUCUAAUCUGAGCAAGACCUGGAUAUUGAGCAUAAACUAUAAAAACGAGUAAUUUGAGUUCUUCCAAGCAUAUCUUAUUUAUUUUUUAAAAUUUAAAUUGCUCCGUUGUUUUCUAGAAUGUAUUGUUGGCAACCCCUAGAGGAGCGAGUUGUCGUCACGCUUGCGCUUCUGUCUACAGUGUAGUUGUUAUGGAAACUGAAGCCCCCUCUCAGGCUUUGCAAACAGCAAAAGGUAUGCUGGCUACACUUCCCAGCCCAGGUUCUGUUAUCGAUGGCGAAUCGUCCCAUGCAGUUCAGGGCAUGUUCAUGGGUGCAGCUUAUCUUCUCGAACGGUUAUUCACGGCUUAUGUUGUACCAUUUAAUUCCACUGGUGUUACUUCUAAAACCAAUAAACAGUCUUCAGCGGAACAAACAAAAAAGGGAAAAAAAGAAAAACAACAAAAUCAUAGAAACCUCCAAACUGAUAUUAUUCGAACCAUAGAGGAACUGCUAAGUCUAAUGGAUGGAUUUUUGGUAAAGCCUAGUCAGCUUGUUGAUAGUCUAAAAAUAAAUAACACAAAAAAUACUCUGGACAACGAUGGAUAUUGCUAUGUUAAUUCUAGUGUAUCACAAGCUACAGUGGUUGCAUUACUCGAGGCACUUGUUGUUAUUGGCAGAGCUGGUUGUUUAUCGCAUCUUCCAUCCGGAACAUUACCCAUUGAAGGUAACAAUUCGACCACCUCAUUACUGAGUUCCAAAGCUUCAUUUGUUCAUCGAAUUGUAUCAUAUCUGCCAACCGUUAGUGAAGAACGUUCCUCAUCGUCACUCAGAUAUCCAAGAGUUUCACAAGCUGCUCUUCGAACUUUGGCAGCCGUUUGCAUGGGUGAAGGUUAUCAAACCACAAAAGAUGAAGCAUCUCAUUCUUCAGAAUCUAAAGCAACCGAAAACUCAAAACCCAAAUGUCAUCCCCACACGAUUUCUAUUAUGAAAAUUAUGGUGGGUACGGCUGAAAUUAACGACCCAAGCCUUCAUUUAGCUGUAGGGACUGCCCUAGCUGACUGCAUUCUUGGACCUAUAUCACCCUAUCGGUUUCAUUGGUAUGAAAGGAAUUAUCCUCUUGUCAUUCCAGCACAUAGUUUAAAUGCUGCUGUUACCGGACCAAAUGCUCGAUGGUUGGCAGAACAGCUUCGAUCACUACUUACCCCCCGCCCAGGACAGGUCCAAACACGACCAGUGACAAUCGCUGCAACUUUAUGGAUUCUUAACUUAGUUCGGCGUUUGGGUCCACUUCCAAAAUCACUACUUUCUUACCAGUUGCUAAUUGAUCUUUUGGACCAAAAAGAUGAGUCCGUUCAGUGCGUUGUUGUUGCAACUUUGGGCUUAAUUUAUGACAGAAGUUCAGAAGACGAACGUUCAGAGCUUAUUACAAGUUUAACACAAGCAAUCGGAGAUGAUAAAAAAUCCAGUUCUCCAGUUUAUCAUGAACUGUGCAACUUAGCUCAACAAAUUGGACGCCCAGACUUGGCUUUAUCAUUAAUUGUGUUAGCCAUCGCUCUCCCAUCAACGGCACGUAACACCAAUGCUUCUGGGAAUCCUCAAUCUGGAAGUUGUUUUUCUAAUAUAGCAUUCAAUUUGGCAUCAAGCGUUACUUAUUCAAGUCUAGUACGACGACUCGGUAGAUCUUUAGCUCCCGCUCUCCCACGUCUAGUACCUCGAGUAUUUGUCCGUCGUUUUGAUUUUGCUCGGCCUAAACUUCGUCAGGCAAUGGAGAAUGUUUGGCUUGGUUUGGUUUUAUAUGCAACUAAUUCGGCAACACCAUUUCUAUCAACUAACACUUCAUAUCCUAAUAUAUCUGGUUCGUCAUCAACAAUAACAAGUCCAACCAAUCAAAAUACUCAGUUGCCUUCAUCACCCGUACCGAAUUCAUUGCAUUCUUUAGUUUCGGAAAUGAUUGAAGCACAUUUCAACGCGAUCGUAUGUGAGAUCAAAACUCAACUGGGAUUUAACACAUUGAGCUUUCAUUCAACACAAAUGGGUGGCAAUUCUCCUCAAUCAACCACAAACGUUCCUAACGGUUCGGGAACAUUAUCAACAAAUAAAAUACCCUCAAACACUUCGCAAAACAGUGGUACGGGCACACAAAACAUGCGUUUAAGAGAUGCCUGUUGCUUGGCUAUAAGUAGUUUAGCCACACAUCCUUCAGCUGAUAAGCGUCUUGCAGGGCAUUUGCCCGCUCUAUUGUCUGGACUCCUUAAUCUAUGUGAUGAAUCUGAAUCAAGUGACAUGCUUGAAAAUGAUAAUUCAGGCAUCACAACUCCCGCUGAAGAAGCUGCCAUCACUGUACAAAAACUUGUUAUACGUGUUCUGGAAAAUCCGUGCUCUCGUGAAGCAGCAACUGGACUGUUGCCUGGUUUACUUCCAGUGAUUAUUGAGCGUGCACCAUGGUCACUAAGUGCAGAGACGGCUUCGAAUAAGAAUGGCCGUCAACCUUCUAGUGAGUUACGACGACUAGCACUUGAACUUCUUUUAGCAGCUGCUCGUACUGCACGUCCAUCUGCACUACGUCCUGCUCUUCCACAGCUCGUAUUAUCCGGAUUACAAGCAAUGUCUUCUAUUCACCCGUCGGUCGUUGCUAAUUUAAUGCGACAGCCUAUUCAUCAUCUACAUAUUUAUUCACAGGCUGCUCCAAAUUCAUUGAAUUCCACCUCAGGAUUAACAUCAGCAACGAACAUUUCACUAAGUGCUGCUCCGUCUAAUAACCCUACUCAACAGUCUGUAUUACCUUCAAUAAACCCGGCUUCAGCUUGCAAGGAAGUUCAAAUGGCAGAAGUUCUGAGAUUAUGUGUUCGGCUGCUUGAUGAUAUUUGCCUAUCACGCCUCAUUGUACCAUUCACUGAACUCUUGAAGGCUGGUGGUGGAUCUUCUUCUGCAACUAUAGGCUCUAGCAGCGCUAGUGGAGGUAGUAGCGGAACUGGAGCUAGUGGUUCAGCUUCUAUUGCGACUGCUGCUUGUGUUUUCAUAAUUCAUCUAGCUGCAGCGAAUACAAACGCUUUGGCUGUCUCUCCUAAAACAACUACAUGCAUAAGGUGUGCAGCUUCUAGAUCGCAACUUGUAACCAGUGGUCUAGAUAAUUCAAACAGUUCUCCUAGUCAUAAAACAUAUAAUUCACCAUCUGGAUCAUCACACUCAUCACCUUCUUCCUUGUAUGGAUUGUCUCCCCCAACUCCUCCUUGCAGUUCUGCUUAUGAGGUUAGCGCACACUCUUUAAGCUCUGGGGCAAUUGACUCACCAACCCUUGGGAAUCGAUCUCGUACAAUGCUUCAGAGUCAAAAACACAAUUCAGUCGCUAACGGGUCAUCCAAUGUGCCUGAUGGUACUAGUUAUUCUAAUUCGUGUUCUGGUAAUCAAAUAAACUCUGUUUGUUGCAACUCUACUGGUGAUGGUUUCGCCUCCCUUGCUCCUCAUACGGGAAAGCUUUUGGCGGCACUCUUAUCUGCGCUUCCUGGUGCUUGUCGCCAUCCAAACUCAGCUGGGAAAGUUAUUCAAGAGGAAAUGGCUAGAACUUUAGCCAGUCUUUUGCGGUUUGCCAAAGAGACUAGUGUUACAAAACUGUUCAACCGUGUACGUUCGUGGUACUUACAACCAGAACAAGCUACAGCCGGUUCAGAUGGUGGUGUACAGGGUGGUAGUAACAUUUCAAUAAGCCAUUGGGCAUGUGUUCGUGUGCUACAUGCUGUUGCUCAUCAUUGUCCUGAUCUCCUAUAUGCUCAUGCUUGUAUUACUUUACCACUGAUUUUCUUAAGCAAACAGGUUGAAAGUGAGGUUGAAAAUUUAAUUUCUUCCAGAACAAGUAGUGCUAUCUUUCACUCGAAAAAUCGUAAUGUUGAUAUCAAUUCUCUUUGUGCUUCUCAUCGCGAAACAAAUACAAGUGUUUCUCCAUAUAUUAAAGAAAGCAUAUCAACGAAAUUGAAUCCCAGUGAUUUAGACAUUUACCAACAGUUGUGGCGAGAGUGCUGGGAAGAGUUGAUUUCUCGCAUUCCCUCGGCUCCAUGUUCACCUCAGUCUGUUUUGUUUUGGCCUAAUGCAGUAACAUUGGGUUUGAAAUCUAUUCUUCCAUUGGCUACAGGUUUAGCAAAUAGUUUCUUACGACGACCUCUUUUGGAUCAUUGUACACAACUGUUAUAUGACGCUCUUCUUGAGUCUCCUAACUGGUCAGUACAUAAUCAGGCUUCAUUUGCUAUACUUCAACUAGCUAUUCGAAUGCUUGGUCAACCAUUUUCCACUUCUCCCAAUACAAGCGUUAACAAACACAGUAGAUGUUAUGGUCGCAUCCGAACAAGAACUAUUCACGAAACUUCUCCAGCUACUGUCAUAAAUGCAGGUCCAGCCAAUACUGUCCAAGAUUCACUUAAAUCUGGAGAUAAGCAAUGUCGGGAUCUGAAUAAAUGCACUUCGUUAGAAGUUAAUGGUAACGAGGUUGAAAUUCAAGAAAUUUUCGAACGAAAGAUCUUUGAUUUAGAGGAAAAUGAGAUCAUGAAUGACAAUGAUGACGAUGGGUUUUCAGACGAUGUUGAAGAUGAAGUUGAUGAUAUUUUGGUCGAAAAUGAAGAAUCUGCAGUUCAUGCUUGGCUCAUUUUAGUUCAGUUAACUGCCACUGCUCUCAAUAAAUGUAAACCGUGGCCUGGAAAGGUUUACCUGCUCCGAGCAGCAAGAUUAUUAGGCGAAUUUGCUCUAGAGCAACAGAACAUUAUCGAGGAGCCAGCGAAUCAAGACGUUAUUCACCAAAUGUGGUGCGCUCUUUUGCGCGAAACUCAAUCAAGACGAGCUGAAGGUAUCAAAAGUGGUUACCAGGCUGAAGCUUUCCUGACACUUGCAUCGUUCGCUGAAGCAUGUGGUAUUGAUGCGAUCGCCGAUAAUCAUCCCUACUCAACUGUUGAUGGCAAUCCCGAAGAAAAUUCUUCAACGGAAUCGCAUAGUGAAUUUAUCGAUCGUCUCACCAAGUUAUUUGUGCUGAUUAUUCCACAGUGGUUAAAACGUGGGAAAAAUGCUACACAAAAUAAAAGUUUAGAAAAUUUGAAACUUAACACCAAACUCAAUGAGUUCGAACUUGAACAGGCUGUCAGAGCUGUCGGGAUUAUAUGGCCGCUUAACGCUACGAAAGAACAUUUGCAUCGUUUCGCUGAAACAAUAAUCCUAUUGAACAAUGUUAUGACCCAAACUGGGAAACAUGUUCAAAUCUCUUGCUUGGCAAGUGCAUUAACAAUACUUGCGAAGCUGAGUCCAGAACAAAGUGCGCAUAUAGUCGAUUGUGCCGGCAAAUCAGCUUCAAGGUGUUUCUCAGAGUUAGGAUUAAAAGAGUUCAUUGGCAAACUAAAAAAAUCAGCUGAAAACCAAAAAUCCCAGUUACUCAGAGAACAUGCUCUGAGGACAGUCGCAGGAAUUCUAAGACAUCCAAGUUUCAUGAACCUUUGCAAGGAUUCAAUUCGUCAGCUCUUACAAUCAUUUUCGAAUGAUGGCGUUCAAGCUUUGCGUGAUUGGGCUUCUCAACUUAUGAACUCACUUUGAUGGACAUUACGGAUGUAUUUACUCUGUACGUGGUAAUAUUUUGAAUCAACGACACAUCUUCUGUAUGAGUCAGUUUUAAAACUAACCAUUUAAUAUACUUAUUGAAGCUUCAUCUACUAUUCUAAUGGCUAAUUUAAUACAAUUCCAUAAAAGACGCCUCGUUUAACCUCUGAUUCUUGUCAAACAAAAACAGUCAUUAUAAACUGAACAUUUUAUUUUUCGAAUUACGGUUAGAAAUCUUAUACGGUGUUUCGUCCUAUAUUCAAACGACAAAACCUCCAACCGACCACUCAGCUGCCUAUUAAAGAAAAAAACUUUUAUUAAAUAUACACUACAAAUGUACUUUAACAUGUAUGAACAAGGCAAUAGGCCUACAAUGCGUAUGUAUGUACACCCAACAAAAAUUGUAUACUUUUGAGCUAAAUACAUAAUUACUCCAGUAG